This is a messenger RNA of Prunus armeniaca (apricot), 1335 nucleotides long. Lineage: Eukaryota; Viridiplantae; Streptophyta; Magnoliopsida; Rosales; Rosaceae. The record is from the annotation of a GenBank genome assembly.
AUGGCGACCAAGACCGGGUCACUGAAUUACUGGAGGAAUUACUUUCGGACUGCGAAUUCGGAUAUUUUCGAUAUAAUCGACCAUGCGAUCAUGGUGGCGGCUUCUGAUUGCCCAAAGGAGUUCAAAUUGCGGAGGGAUCGAAUAGCAGAGCGGUUGUUUUCAUGUCGAUUGACCCGGUGUUCGGGCUGCGACAAAAUGGAGUUGGCGGUGCCUGGUGGCGAUGGAGAAGAUGACGAUGAUGAUGGAGGGUGUAAAAGUGGGUUUGAUAGAGAUGGAGGUGAAGUUGAGGCUGGUGCUAGUAAAGAGAGCAAGGUCAAUAGCAGUAGAGAUGAUCAGGGAGAGAUGAACAUGAACCAGCUUAGCAAUUACAGCUAUGGAUUAGCUGAGGCUUUGACUGCUGAGAUUGAAGAAGAGUCUGAAAUUGUAGGGGAGGUUUUCAGGAUCAAAGAGAUCUUCAAUAAUUGUGAAGAAGAGUCUGAUACAGUAUUGUUUGAGUCUUUGAGGAAGCUUCAGUUGAUGGCUCUGAAUGUGGAGACUCUCAAGGCAACUGAAAUUGGAAAGGCUGUUAACGGUCUCCGAAAGCAUGGAUCAAAGAAAAUUCGUCAUCUUGCUCGAUCACUUAUCGAUGGGUGGAAAGACAUGGUAGAUGAAUGGGUCAAUGCUACAACAGCUCUUGCCGGCACAGAAGCUAUGUCGGAUUCUGUUGAUCCAUCUUUUGAUGACGAGGAAGGACUACCAUCUCCCCCUUUGGAUGAAGGAGCUUUCUUUGCUACUCAAACGACAUCAAUGGAACUCUCACAGUUCUUUGACGGCAUGGAUGAUUUUGGAAAUCCUCGAAACAACCGUGACAAUGGAAGAAAACCAUCAGUGGAGAAACAAAAUAUUGUAAAGCAGAAACAACAGCCUUCAAAUGAGGCAAAUGUGCUUCCCAAGGAAAGCAAGAAUGAACAAAUGAAGAAACAAGAAGUUGUAAAGCCAAAUAAGCUCUCGAGCACUGACUCUGGGCCUGGCAGACCUCCCAAAGUAAAUAUGGAGCAAAAGGUCAAUAAUGAAACGAAGAUCCAGCAAAAAACAGAUAAGGUUGCCAUUCAAAAGAGGCAACUCACUGGUCAGCAAGAUAAAUUCAAGUGUUCAGAUGAAGUUGCAGUCCAAGUGAAACUUGAAGCCACAAAAAGGAAACUCCAAGAGCGUUAUCAACAAGCUGAGAACGCCAAGAGGCAACGGACGGUACAGGUUAUGGAGUUGCAAGAUCUCCCCAAGCAAGGGCUUGCCCGUAGGAAUCCACAUGGGAAGCCUGGAAACCACAAUCGACAUUGGGCGCAUGGACGGAGAUAA